Conger conger (European conger) is the source of this 2580-nucleotide messenger RNA. Its product is annotated as extracellular calcium-sensing receptor-like. Gene Ontology annotation, cellular component: membrane. Gene Ontology annotation, molecular function: G protein-coupled receptor activity. Gene Ontology annotation, biological process: G protein-coupled receptor signaling pathway. The record is from RefSeq and is a predicted model, not a curated record. Lineage: Eukaryota; Metazoa; Chordata; Actinopteri; Anguilliformes; Congridae. The transcript has 8 exons. The coding region runs from base 1 to 2580 and encodes 859 amino acids.
AUGGACAGCAAACUGUCCUUCACUGAGAACAUUGCGGCGGAGAUGGGUGUUCAUACCUGGUUAUGGCUGUGGGUGUCAUUGGACUUUGGAGCAGUGUGUGGAACGGCAGGGUCCUCCUGCAAGCUUCUGGACACUUUGAUCGCUCAGAGUCUGUAUAAGGAGGGUGAUGUGAUCAUUGGAGGACUGUUCCCUAUUCAUUUACAGGCACCUGAGCCCAACCUGGACUUCACACAACGAGCAUCAACUUGGCGGUGUCAGAAUUUUCAAACUCGUUCAUACCGUUGGCUGCAGACCAUGAUCUUUGCAGUGGAAGAGAUAAACAGAAACCCUGAUCUGCUGCCCAAUGUCACCCUGGGGUAUGCCCUGGCUGACACCUGCCUUGCAGAGCGGACAACGUUAGCUGCUGCGCUUAGCCUGGUAACAGGGAAAGACCCUGUCAUUAUGCGCUCCAGGUGCGGGCGCACUCCUGAGGUGCCUGUGAUUGUUGGUGAUGCGCGCUCCUCAGCAUCUAUCGUCAUCGCUCGCACACUGGGAGUCUUCAGCAUCCCCAUGGUGAGUUACUCUUCUACGUGUGCGUGCCUCGGAGACCGUCGAAAGUACCCCACCUUCUUCCGCACUGUGCCCAGCGAUGCCUUUCAGGCCCGGGCCAUGGUACACAUGCUGCGCCUCUUUGGCUGGACCUGGGUGGGUGUGAUAGCAGGAGAUGAGGAAUACGGCAGGUCUGGGAUCCAGCUUCUGCUGGAGGAGCUGCAGAACUCUGAAGUCAACUUGGAGACAAGUAUUCCACGCAUCGUGGAGACACUCAGACAUUCCACAGCCAAAGUGAUCCUCGCAUUUGCCAUUUCCACAGACAUUCUGAUUCUACUGAGGGAGGUGGUGAGACAAAAUAUCACUGACAAGCAGUGGAUCGCCACUGAGUCCUGGAUUACCUCCAGACGUGCCUCUGUUCCACAGAAUCUGCACUCAAUGAUUGGCACUAUAGGAUUUGCCUUGCGCAAGGGCAACAUGCAGGGGCUCAAGUCUUUUCUCACUCGGUUUCAGCCCAGUGAUAUGCCCUCUGACCCCUUUGUACAGGAAUUCUGGGAGAUAAUGUUCAAAUGCUCUUUGGGGAAUGACCCCACCCCAGCAGCCAGGCCCCAGUGCACAGGGUCUGAGAGCUUGGACAAUGUGGAGAGCCUGUAUAGUGACCUCUCCGAGCCGAGACUUACUUACAGUGUGUACAAGGCUGUGUAUGCCAUCGCACAUGCCAUUCACAACAUGCUGUCCUGUCAACCAGGAGCUGGUCCCUUUGAAAAUGGUGGGUGUCCAAAUGUCACCAACCUCAAGCCCUGGCAGAUUCUCCACUACCUUCGCACUGUCAACUUCACCACACCUGUGGGGGAGGCUACAUAUUAUGAUGAGAAUGGUGAACCACCGGCUGCUUAUGACAUCAUGAACUGGCAUGUAGGGGCACAGGGGAUGGUGGAGUUUGUCAAGGUGGGACAGUUUGACUCUGCGGAUGGACCUCACAGAGAAUUUGACAUCAACAUGAAAAGAAUCGUUUGGGGCGGAGGCCAGAAUGAGGUGCCGGUGUCCGUCUGCAGCAUGCCCUGUCCACCAGGCACUCGGAAGGCUGUGCAGAAAGGAAAGCCCAUCUGCUGCUUUGACUGCUUGCCAUGUGCAGCAGGAGAGAUCAGCAACACCACUGGUUCAACAGAGUGCUGGAAAUGCCAAGACCGAUUCUGGUCGAAUGCUGCUCGGACUGCCUGCGUUCCAAAGGAGGUGGAGUUCCUGUCCUUCCAGGAGACCAUGGGGAUUGUCCUUGCUGCUCUUUCAGUCUCUGGGGUGGUCCUCACAGGCAGUGUCCUCGCCACCUUCUUUUUCCACUGGGACACGCCCCUUGUUAGGGCAAACAAUGCAGAGCUGAGCUUCCUGCUGCUGCUGUCGCUCUCUCUCUGCUUCCUGUGUGCGCUGGCCUUCAUCGGUCGCCCCUCCCCCUGGUCCUGUAUGUUGCGCCACACGCUGUUUGGGAUCAGCUUUGUGCUCUGCAUUUCCUGUGUGCUCAGUAGGACAGUGGUGGUGCUGGUGGCCUUCCGUGCCUCAGUCCCUGGCAGCAACAUCAUGCAGUACUUUGGCCCGGUGCAGCAGAGAGUGGCCAUCUCCCUCUGCACCUCCAUCCAGGCGCUCAUCUGUGUGCUGUGGUUGGUUCUGUCACCUCCUGUCCCAUCUGAGAUACAAGGGCGGAGUCCCAGGAUCAUCCUUGAGUGUGAUGUGGGUUCAGGGGCUGGCUUUGCUUGUGUCCUGGGCUACAUUGGCCUCCUGGCGGCCAUCUGCUUCCUGCUGGCCUUUUUAGCAAGGAAGCUCCCAGAUAACUUCAAUGAGGCCAAGUUCAUCACCUUCAGCAUGAUCAUCUUCUGCGCCGUCUGGAUCACCUUUGUCCCUGCCUACGUCAGCUCCCCAGGGAAAUACACAGUCGCUGUGGAGAUAUUUGCAAUCCUGGCUUCAACCUAUGGACUCCUCCUCUGCAUCUUUGCUCCUAAGUGUUAUAUAAUCCUACUGAGACCAGACAAGAAUACCAAGAAGAAGAUGAUGGCAAAAUAG